UGCAUAUUCCUCGCAUAUCUCUCGGAAUUUAAACUCCGAUUCGUUUGAAACAGAGCGCAUUCGAAUUCGAAUCUGAUUUGUCCGGGCAUUGUUUGGCUCCGAAAUCAUACUAUCAUCUCUCGAAGGAAAUUCAGCUAGUUGAACUUCGGCGCCGGCCGCAGCAGAUCAAACCGAGUUUUCGGUUAAACGCUCGGUUUGGACUCGAUUUAGGUGGGUCAUUGUUGAUUUCUGGUUCGUCAACUUAGAAGAUCCUAUUGUUCAUAUCAGAUAGUAGUCGCAAUUACAUGAAGAACGGGAUGAUAGAAUGCAGUGUAUGCCAUUCAAAAUUGGUUUCUCCUAGUCCCAGAACUAUAUCAAGGGCUUAUGACAAACACAAAAGCAGGAUAUCAUCCAAGCAGCGUGCCCUUAAUGUCCUCUUGGUUGUCGGUGACUGCAUCUUAGUUGGCUUACAGCCUAUUCUUGUCUAUAUGUCCAAGGUGGAUGGGAAAUUCAAUUUUAGCCCAAUCAGUGUUAAUUUUUUGACAGAGGUCACAAAGGUUGUCUUUGCUAUUGUCAUGCUUUUAAUCCAGGCUAGGCAGAAAAAAGUUGGGGAGAAGCCUCUUCUCUCAAUUUCUACGUUUGUGCAGGCAGCUCGCAACAAUGUUCUUCUUGCUGUUCCAGCGCUUCUGUAUGCUAUAAACAACUAUCUGAAGUUUAUUAUGCAGCUUUAUUUUAAUCCUGCCACCGUGAAGAUGCUAAGCAAUUUGAAGGUUUUAGUGAUAGCAAUUUUGUUAAAGAUGAUUAUGAGACGCCGCUUUUCGAUUAUUCAGUGGGAGGCUCUUGCGCUGUUGCUUAUUGGCAUAAGUGUCAAUCAGCUGAAAUCUUUUCCUGAAGGAACUACAGCUCUGGGUCUUCCCAUCACAAUGGGUGCAUAUGUUUAUACAUGUAUAUUUGUGACUGUUCCGUCUUUGGCCUCUGUUUACAACGAGUAUGCUUUGAAGAGCCAAUAUGAUACUAGCAUUUAUCUUCAGAACUUAUUCUUAUAUGGGUAUGGAGCUAUAUUCAACUUUCUUGGAAUAGUUGGCACUGCCAUUGUGAAGGGUCCAAGUAGCUUUGAUAUUCUGCAAGGUCAUUCAAAAGCCACCAUGCUUUUGAUAGCUAACAAUGCUGCCCAGGGGAUUCUAUCAUCCUUUUUCUUUAAAUAUGCAGAUACGAUUUUGAAGAAGUACUCUUCAACAGUUGCUACAAUCUUCACUGGCAUAGCUUCUGCUGCAUUAUUCGGACAUACUUUAACAAUGAACUUUAUUUUAGGGAUUUCUAUUGUCUUCAUCUCAAUGCACCAGUUCUUUUCGCCCCUUUCAAAAGUCCGAGAUGAUCAACAAAAUGGCUUGAUGGAGCUGCGUGAUGUUCAUGACUCACACAGGACUAAGGACUCUUUUGUCAAUAUGGCUGCUGGAGCAAAUGAAGAGGCUAGUCAUCGUGUCGGGCAUGAUGAGAGACAGCCGCUUCUUCCCACAUAGAUUGACCCACAGAAUCUUCCUCGAGGAAAUUUUUUGGUAAUAUUUAUCGAAGGGUAGCAUUGGUGCACACAUUUUUACGUCAAAAUAAAGCAAAAAUAGAAGAGUUUCUCUACCUGCUUAAUAGAGAACUGCAAAAAUCUACAGAAGCUGAUGAGCAGUUCAGGACUUUUGAUAGAGAAAUAGGAAACAGCUUCGUACUUUUGGCGCAUGUGCUCUAUUCUUUUUGUCUGACCUUUCAUUUUAUUUUUGUCUAUUUUACAUAUUUUUAUUUCUUUUAAUGCUCACCUCAACCCCUUUAAUGCGUUAUUCUUUUAAACCAUUUACGAAUGAAUAAUGAUUUUGGUCUUUCUUUGUUAUAUGAAAACAACGGCUGAAAAGUAGAACGUGGCUACUGCUUUUUGUUGCAUGGGGGAAAAA
Messenger RNA from Neltuma alba, 1916 nucleotides. Its product is annotated as CMP-sialic acid transporter 3. NCBI's taxonomy places the organism in Eukaryota, Viridiplantae, Streptophyta, Magnoliopsida, Fabales, Fabaceae. The transcript is spliced from 16 exons. Gene Ontology annotation, biological process: pyrimidine nucleotide-sugar transmembrane transport. Gene Ontology annotation, cellular component: Golgi membrane. The coding region runs from base 285 to 1499 and encodes 404 amino acids. The record is from RefSeq and is a predicted model, not a curated record. Gene Ontology annotation, molecular function: pyrimidine nucleotide-sugar transmembrane transporter activity.